Messenger RNA from Mycena citricolor, 3476 nucleotides. Lineage: Eukaryota; Fungi; Basidiomycota; Agaricomycetes; Agaricales; Mycenaceae. The record is from the annotation of a GenBank genome assembly.
AUGCGCGUGUUUUCUACGGCAUGCCAAAAGGUCGUGCCUGUUAGCAACACUCGACGUCUCCCUUGUACUCAAUGCUUCUCGCUUCUCUCAAACCGUGAUUUCAAGCGGGCACUGAAGAAGACUGGUCCAUCGGAACCAGGCAAAUACAUAUACACUCCCAAGCGGUUUCGGAAUCAAACUUUGGGGGAGAUUUACGGUCGUCACAUUGGAUUACAGGCCAUAAUCGAGCAGCCUAAUGCGAAAUCAACGCCUUGCAUUCGCUAUGCCCAGGGAGUUCUCGAAGGGAAGUAUCAGAACGAUGUAUUCAAUGGGCUGGUUGAGGCCAUGGUCUCAAAGACGGAUCGUGAGGAACGCGGCGUCGGGAUGCAGAACUUCAAGUAUGCGCCUGCUUAUGACGAAUUCUGCAACGUCAUGCGCAUAACAAGUCCAGCUGCCUACCGCAUCUUCCAAGACCACCUGCCCGCGCGUUCUGAGCGCAAUUUCCGUCUCAAAGAAGCUCGCGAACCUCGCUUCCCCAUGGAUAUCUCCGAACGUAACUUCGAGCUUGUCUUUCGGCACUUGGAAGAUAUCAAAUAUAACGGCCCUGUGGGUCUGAGCUGUGAUGACACGAAGCUGUUUGCUUCCUUCCGACUCUAUUGGGACAACGAGAAAGAGGCACACUAUCUGGUCGGUGGCACUGAUGGGCCUCUGCGGGUUGCGAAUCCGGAUCAAGUUCAUGCAGUCAUCCAGGAUGCCUGUGCUAGAAAGGCAACCAAGAUUCGCUUGUGGUGUUUAACGGUACCAAUGCCCAGCAUCACACCUAUCGUUGUUGCUGCGUUGCCGAUUUCUGGUGAUCUCAAAGCGGACACUCUGCUGCGGCAUCUGACUCAGGUUGUUGACGGACUGCUGGAUCGAGGAAUCAAGCUGAUUUCGUAUGCAUGCGAUGGAACACAGGUCGAGCGUUCUGUACAGGAUGCGUUCGUCAGACAAGCCGCCGAGAAGGACUUGCACAUCAUUCAGGAUCCUAGAGGGCAGGGACGUGAUCUGCGGAUCGAGAUUGCUGUGGUGAAGGGUCAACAUAUAGCGAUGGUGCAGGACCCAAAGCAUGCCCUCAAGACAUUCCGCAACAAUCUGUUCUCGGGUGCACGACUUCUAUGUUUUGGAAGUUACACUGCAAUCUACGAGCACAUUCGCGAGACGGCUUUUGCUGAGGGAUCUCCGCUCUUUCAUCGGGAUGUUGUCAAGCUGGAUCGUCAAGAUGAUAACGCUGCCGUCCGGUUGUUCUCAGCCGACACUCUCAAAUACCUGUCUGAUCACCAUCCGGAUUACUUGGGCGAGAUCGUCUACCUUUUUGUCUUCGGCGAACUCAUUGAUGCGUACCAAAGUCGCUCGAUUGAUCACGCUGAACGAACAAAACUGGUUCUUCGUGGCCGCUAUUUUGUUGACUCAUGGAGCGCAUUUCUUGACAUCUCGGGCUACUCAAAGAACGUCUACUUCCUCUCUCGGGAAGCAGUGGAUAUCAUUCGGUUCAUUGUCGAGGGCUAUCUGUCUCUUCUCUACAUUCACCGUGACCAUCUGAAUGGCCUGUACCCAUUACUCCCAUGGUUUCAUGCCAGCGAAGCCUGCGAACACGUCUUCGGUGCAGCUCGACACAUUGUUAAGGACUUCACGAUGCUCGAUUUUCUCUACAUGGUUCCGAAACUCCGUGCGAAGAUGCGUAGCGCUGUGUUACGUGGGAAAUCGUCCGAUCCGAAGAGGAAAGCGGCGGGUUACUCACACACCUACUUUGACGUGACAGGCCUCGACCUGCGUGCGUUGUCUGCUUUCCCCGACAACAGCACGAUCUCAGUUCUUGCCUCGGAAGCCCUAGAGGAAUCGGACAGUCUCGUUUUCCUCCUGGGUGUAACUCCCGUACAUCUACACUCCCCUCUUCUUCCACCCCGCACCGCACUGCCUUCAAUUGGCUCAUGGUUUGCAGCUGAAUCAGGAGACAGCGACGAUGACGAUGGAAGUGUGGUGUCUGACGAUGAGAGUACUUCCGACGCUCAGCAACUUCAGGAUCUUGUUGAGGAGGCUCAAGUCGAGAUGGCUAGGGGAGGUCACCAGCGCAGCCAGCAAAGUGAGCUGCUGAAUCUCACUUCGGCUGCACUGGCGCUCGAGGCAGACGCCAUGGUGCAAAUCCACACUGUACCGGACCCAACGGACGAGAUUCUGGAUGAGAUUCUGGCAGAAGAGCAACACCACAUCUUCAGCAUUCUCGAAUCGCGCUCGAGCAAUUCCGCCAGCCAGCUCCCUUCGCUCCAGCUCCCUGAUGAACCUUCAAGACCAAUCGGAAAGGGGCUUGCGAGUGCCGCUCAGCUCGACUUCGACCACCUGGUGGAUUUGCGGUCUCGUCAUCAAACCGUGCAGGCAUCACGAGCAGUCAAGACGCGUGUUGUCACAGACACCUCUCCGGAAUUAGAAAAACUUUCGCUUCGUCGACAACUUGUGCAGAAACUUCAUGCGGCGCUUCGAGAACAACAGGAUCAUGCUGUGGGAACAGGAGCAGAGCGCGGCCUUCGUUGGCGGAAUUCCGCACCCGGAGGGCGUACUCACAAGGACGUACAUAAAGCUGGUAAUAGCGAGAAUGCCGUAGCAACAGCGAUGUCGAUCGCACAUGCGGCCGCAGCCAAGCGUAAGAAGGUCUUCACCAACGCAAAGGUCCCCAGUCUACCAGAAGUCAUUGAUGCACGACUUUCAAUGAUACGUCCACUGCGCUUUGGGGACUACGGGGUCAUUUUCACUCCACAAGGACUAAUGGUGGGGAGGGUGUUUGCGCUUCAUGCGAAGGGAGGCGGCAAGUUCGGCAAGCACGACGCUGUAACUGAUUCGUCUAAUAUCUCGGCUCUCUCGAAGAUCUCUGUCCAGCUUUUCGAGCACAUCCACGGCUCUCAUUUCCGGGCGAUUCCCGCUGCUACCGCUGUCCUUCAAACGUCGCAGUUUGCUCAUCUACCUCCAAUUGCAUUCUUGUGCGUCAUUUCCGCACCUCAAACUACACCCACCGGUCUUGUUUUGGCCGAGAGCGAAGUCCAGCGCUUCAAAAACCUUGCCCAAGGUCACAAUCGCUUCGCAGCAGCCUUGAAAAAUUUCAACAAGCGUGGCAAAAGGACGGCGGGGGAAUCGGAGGACGAGGAGGCGUUAUAGUCUCUGAAUCGGUGUAUAGCGUCUCGGAAAGGUCAAAAAUCGAGUCAGAGGGCUAAAUUUCAGUUUUAUAUCCAUGUACGCGUGAAAAAAAACAGAAUUUUUGAGACCUAUGUACGGGUUGGACAAAAAUCCCGGGCUCAGGCUCGAAUCGCGUUGGACAAAUAUAGGGGGCAUCAGCCAACUUUUGGGCUAACAUUUGACCGUACUAUCCGGGGUCCUGGUGCGAUUCACGAAACUGCUCGCGCACGUGAAGCAGAACGAGCCGGGUACGCUGGAGUACUCGAUCGCGCGAAACGGCAGCACGGAUGUCUUUG